Messenger RNA from Ciona intestinalis (vase tunicate), 1039 nucleotides. The record is from RefSeq and is a predicted model, not a curated record. Lineage: Eukaryota; Metazoa; Chordata; Ascidiacea; Phlebobranchia; Cionidae.
AACUAACUGUCCAUAAUAAUGCAUGCAAUCUAAAUAUUUCGACAUUGUCGUUUAGAACGGAGUAGAAUCAUAGGGUUGAUUAAUUUCUUGAAAGACAAAUGAUCUUAAGCAUGGAUUGUAAUAAGAUAGCAACCUCUAUUGAAACUGAAGUUUUAAAGAUCCGUGAUUCAAAACAAUGGACCAAGUUACCUUCGCAAAAAGGCGUUGAGAUAUCGUUUACUGAUUCCCCAAGUUUUGAUGGGCAUUGUUACAAGUUUUCCUGCAUCAUCGAAGCCCCGUGUGAGGUCGUGUACGGAGUAUUGAAACCUCCACCCACCACAGAUGAAAGGUUAAGAUGGGACAAAAGCAUCAACGGUUAUCAACCACUUGUUACAAUUGAUGAAAACACUUUCAUCUCAGUUAUAACCACGCCCUCCAUACUCAUUGGGUUUGAUAUCUGGGCGCGAGUUUGUGGAUUUGUUUCGAUGCAAACUUGUUCAAACAAGUUUCAUCGAGGAACGUUGGGUGUUUGAUGCAUUGUUACAGCGGGUAGCGUGUCAUGUGACCAACGUCCCGUGACGAAGAAAUAUAUUCGUGCAACAACGCACCCUAGUGGAUACGUUGCAAUCCCCGUUGACAGCAACAAGACACGCGUGGAGUUUUACAUCAACAUCGACGUUGGGGGAAUGCUGCCGCGUUCGUUGGUGGAAUCAAAUCUUCCAUCACAGCAAGUUAAAUAUAUUGAGAACUUAUCCGCUGAAGUUCAUAGAAGAUGCCUCAAUAAUUAGUAUUUGUUGCUUGCUUGAUCUAUGCAGUAUGUAAUAUGCACUUUAUUGAUUGUUUGUAGGUGGUUGAUUUAUGAGUUAAAAUAUAUUUUUAUAAAUUUCUUCAUAUUAUGUUAAUAGGUUUUAUUGCCUUUAACCAAAUGAUAUUUUAUUUAUCCCUUGCUUGAUAUAUUGACUGUUGUUUUGCUGUUAACAUCCAUUUCUUUGUUAUGUUUUUUAAAUAUGAACCUUGGUACUCUAUUCGAAGAGAUGAAUAAAAAAUAUAUUAAACUUAA